Molecule: messenger RNA, 4204 nt
Organism: Xyrichtys novacula (pearly razorfish)
Lineage: Eukaryota; Metazoa; Chordata; Actinopteri; Labriformes; Labridae
Source: the annotation of a GenBank genome assembly
AUGGCAGAACGUCAGGAGACAGGUUGGCAACUAUUCAGUGAGGAGCUAAAGCAUGCGCUGACAACUCUGACUCAGCCGCUGCUCCCAGGCUAUGUAGACGAAGCGAAUCGCACUGAUAACAAUGGGCUUCAAACUGUGUUGAAUGAGGUGAUCGAUUGGGUCACACGACACCCACCUAAAGAAAAAGAGAUCCCCAAAGCUUUAGCACGCUUGGCUUGUGUGAUGUCUGUCCAAAUUAAGAGACAAGACGAAGCCAUGGGGAGGGCCCAAGAACAGAUACGGGCACAAAUGAAGGAAAUUGAUGAUCUCAAAGAGGAGCUGGGAGGCACUGAAAGGGCUCUACAGCAAGCUCAAGACCGUUUGGAUGAGAUGCAAGCAGAGGCUCCAUCCAAACAUGAUCAAAACCCUUCCUUAGUAACCCAAAUCUCAGACUUGCAUGACACCAUUGAGGAAAAGGAAGCUCAGCUUUCGGACGCUAGGUCCACCAUUCAUGAACAAUUACAGGAAUUGUCAAGGGUGAAAAGCAACCUAGAUCAGUCCUCAACUGAUGCAAGGGACUGGAAGGCUCAGUUUGAAAGCAAAAGGGUGGCCCUUGAAGCAGAAGAGAGACCUUCUGCUAAUCUAAAGCAAAUGCUCCUCGAGACUCAGAGGAAACUUAGUCUGGGUCAACCCCAGCAAGAUCAGAGCGGGCGAAGCUCGCCAAGCAGUCAACAGACGCUUCCAUUCCCUACCUUUCGACCGAGUCGUGUCCCCAGAGGACAUUCAGGUCGAUCAAGUCCGGAUGACACCGGACAGAACUCGGGUCAUACUUUGUCGCCCCUUCACCAACCAACACCUUCCGGGUAUCGUUCCCUGAGCUACCAACCUCAGUCCACGCCUGCUGCUCGUCAAGCGGCAUAUCCCACAGACAGGGAUCUGGACAAGAUGGCUCGUAACAUCACACGAUUUGAACCCGGUCGAAAAGGUUCUGAAGACCCAAGCACCUACUUGAAAGACAUCGACGUCUACUUGAGGAAGUUUCCAGGUGCUCUUGUGGAUGACAAAAUCUACUUGAUCAAAGCUACCUCCAAUCGAGAGGUUAGCAGCUUCAUUGAACGACAACCGCGUCGGGUCAAGAACGACUAUGACCUGCUGUGUCAGGCAUUAAUUGACGAGUUCUCUGACUCCCUUACACCCACUGGUUUAGCUGCUGCACUGUUAGUCAAACAGGAGAGACAGGAAUCUCCCCAGUCGUACUACGGUCGCCUUCGCCAGGCUUACUUUGGUUGUAAAAAUUAACCUGAAAUGGAGGAAGAUCUAAACUUUAAGACUUUGUUUGUUCAAAACCUCCAUCCGUCAUCAUCUUGGUGUUGCUGCUUGUCCCCGAACCUUAAACAGCAGACAGCUCCGCGAACUGGCCGUAAAAGGCUUCGCUAAACAGCGACACACCCAAUCUCUGUCGAAAUGUCAGUGGUGCAGGACCAAGGUGAACUACGUCGGUUUGCUUGUUGGUCCAACGGGGGUCGAACCACAGCUGUGUCGAAUUCAAGGACUGUCAAACCUUAAAGCUCCCACGAACGUCUCAGAGCUUCGCAGCUUUUUGGGAGUAUGCAACUACUCCCGACAGUUCAUUGAGGACUAUGCAGACUUAGCAAAACCCCUCACCAACUUACUGAAAAAGGAUGUGCCAUUCACUUGGGGACCAUCCCAACAACACGCCAUGCAAGCUUUAAAACACAGACUCUGUGCAGCUCCUUGUCUUGCCUACCCAGACUGCAACAGACCAUUCUAUCUGGAGGUCGGUUUCUCUUGUCACUGCCUCAGUGCAGGAUUAUACCAGAUCCAUGACUCAGAUAAACGAGUCGUCGCGUACGCUAGCAAAACCUUGUUGGCUCCUGAACUGAAGUUCUCGGACUGCGAAAAAGCGCUUCUCGCCACUGUGUGGGCUGUGAAGCAUUUUUCCAAUUAUCUUGGAGGCCAAAAAGUGAUUGUGGAAACCAAUCAUCAACCAGUGACCUUCCUUAACAGCCAAAGAAUCAGAGACGGCGUGGUAACCAACGCUCGUGUAGCAUCUUGGCUUAUGGCUCUUCAGAGCUUCGACAUCGAGGUCCAUUACGCCCAAAAUCGCAAAACACCUCUCGGGAUGGAACUCGCAGCGUGCCAAAGCUGCUUGACAGACAGCGCGGACACAGGGUCCCCAACCUGCGACCCCGAGCCACCUGAAUUAUCUUGCCACCGAUACUUCGACGACAAUGUCUGCAAAGACAUGAUUACAGCUUACGUUGAUGGUUGCUCAUACCAUCACGACACUGUUCUCAGAGCAGGCGUGGGUGUUGUCUGGGUCAACGACGAACCGUGUGAACCACUCAGCUUCAACCUAGGGGCCCAAACGUCCCAGUAUGCUGAAGUGGCAGGCAUUCUGAUUGUUUUGCAACUUGCGGUGGAACACAAAAUCCACGCCUUGACAAUCUGUACAGAUUCCAACUAUGCGCGACUCAGCUUCUCAUGCCAUCUGCCUUUGUGGAAACGCAACGGUUUCUUGACCUCGAACAGAAAGCCGGUCAAACACAAAGAUCUGUUCCUGGCGUGCGACUUCUUGACCUCUAACCAUGAUCUCCAGAUCUAUUGGAAGAAAGUCAGGGGGCACUCUCGUAUCCCUGGCCCAGACAAGAUGUUUAAUGACCAGGCUGACUCCUUAGCCAAGCAGGGAGCCUUAACUGGCUCAAACUGGCACUUUGAGCCCUCUGUUUUUCCCCUCCCACCCGUGCCCCUGGUUUGUGCUGUCACCAGAGCCCAGUCUCGAGCUCCACCUCGCCCGGCUCCCUCGGGCCCGGUCUCCGCCACUGUGGCUCCGGCUUUUUCUGACUCUGACUUGCUGGUGCUCCAAGCUUCGGACCCAGCCAUUGCUGCCAUGACGCAGUUCCUUUCAGGGCCUCCUGACUCCUCCAUGGCUCCUGCCUUACUUGACUCCAUCCCUGACCUGCGCCAUCUUUUCCACGUGCGCUCUUCGCUGCGGCUCGUCAAGGGCUUUCUGGUUUAUGUCUCCGAUGCACUCACUUCGCCUGCCCUGGUGGUGCCUCGCAGCCACAGGGGGGUGAUGUUGACAUACGCCCAUGACACACCGUGCGCAGGACACAGAGGAAACAAAGCCACACUCCAUGCUCUCCAACAGGUGGCCUAUUGGCCACACAUGCAGAAAGAUGUAGCUGACUACAUAAAAGGGUGCCUGGUUUGCUGCCAGUUUCAACCGGCAAACCCACUUCAUCGAGCACCUCUACAGCGCAGAGGUAUCUCCUUUCCUUGGUCAGACCUCCAGAUCGAUUGGGUGGGUCCUCUCACCAAGUCAGCAAGAGGAAACAAAUACUUCCUCACAGUUGUCUGUGCGUUCACCAAAUGGAUAGAAUGCCUACCAGCCCCAAACGAUACGGCUCAGACCACAGCCUACCUCUUGAUGAACCACAUCUUCUCGCGGUUCGGACUCCCAACUCGUGUCGACUCUGACAGAGGGACACAUUUCACCUCAGAGGUAAUGCAACAACUGUGGCAACUGUUGGGCGUCAAAGCCAACUUUCACAUCAGCCACCACCCCCAGUCGUCUGGACAGGUAGAACGGGCAAACCGAACAGUGGUAACCAUACUGAAAAAGUAUGUGUCAGCCAACCACAAGGACUGGGAUGUUAAGCUUCCCUUGGUCCUGAUGACCAUCAGAGCGACUCCACAUGGGUCAACUGGGUUCUCACCCUUCGAGCUGAUGACGGGCAGACAGAUGACCCUACCUCUGCACCUGCUGUAUCAGCCAGGUGAGGCCAGUAUAGCAACGGCCUACACGACCCAUCAGUACAUGACUGACUUACACCAGCACCUGAAGGCAACUUUUGCCUUCACCCAAGAGCAUCUCAGCAAAAGUGCUGAAGGACGCAAGUCCUACUAUGACCAAAAAGCCUCCCAACAGGAACUCCAAGUGGGUGACAAGGUGUGGUACUACCUGUUCACCCAGCCCACUGGAGAUAAAGCCCCAAAGUCUGGGAGACUGGCACGAAAGUUCCUGCCCCACUGGGCAGGCCCGUACCUGAUCACUGAAAAGCUCUCUUCUGUUGUGUACCAAAUUAAGAUCGCAAAGGGCAACAAAGAGCCGAUCCUUAAAUGGGUCCACCGCAACCAGAUUAAACUUCACCACAACCCCAUGGGACUUGUCGGGGCCUCCAGCGCCACCCUUGAGUCAUAA